CGGCGCCCCUCGCUAGCGACCGCUGUUCCGCGCCUCAGGCGGCCGAGGCCGGCUCGGCGCGCAGUUGCUGCUCCGCGCACGCGCCCGGCGGCGCUCCUGGUGCUGACAGCGCGAGAGAGCGCGGCCCUCAGGAGCUGGACGUAACCAGAUGCGAAACGUUUCAGGCGACCCUGGUCACCUAGGCUGGCGUUGCUCCGACUAAACUUGAAGCAGCCCCCGUCCUGGGAUGCGCUUUCCGGGUAAAAUUCGAAUGUAUGAGAACAUGUCCACAAUGGUGUACAUAAAGGAAGACAAGUUGGAGAAGCUUACGCAGGAUGAAAUUAUUUCUAAGACAAAGCAAGUGAUUCAGGGGCUGGAGGCUUUGAAGAAUGAGCACAAUUCCAUCUUACAAAGUUUACUGGAGACACUGAAGUGUUUGAAGAAGGAUGAUGAGAGUAACCUGGUGGAGGAGAAAUCAAACAUGAUCCGGAAGUCACUGGAGAUGUUGGAGCUUGGCCUGAGUGAGGCACAGGUUAUGAUGGCUUUGUCGAAUCACCUGAAUGCUGUGGAGUCUGAGAAACAGAAACUGCGUGCACAGGUUCGUCGUCUGUGCCAGGAGAAUCAGUGGCUGCGGGAUGAGCUGGCCAACACGCAGCAGAAACUGCAGAAGAGUGAGCAGUCUGUGGCUCAACUGGAGGAGGAGAAGAAGCAUCUGGAGUUUAUGAAUCAGCUAAAAAAAUACGAUGAUGACAUUUCCCCAUCUGAGGACAAAGACACUGAUUCUACCAAAGAGCCUCUGGAUGACCUUUUCCCCAAUGAUGAAGACGACCCAGGGCAAGGAAUCCAGCAGCAGCACAGCAGUGCAGCCGCGGCUGCCCAGCAGGGCGGCUACGAGAUUCCUGCACGGCUGCGUACGCUCCACAACCUGGUGAUCCAGUAUGCCUCUCAGGGGCGCUACGAGGUAGCUGUGCCCCUCUGCAAGCAGGCCCUGGAGGACCUGGAGAAGACUUCAGGACAUGACCACCCCGACGUGGCCACCAUGCUCAACAUCCUGGCCUUGGUGUACAGGGAUCAGAAUAAAUACAAAGACGCAGCUAACCUGCUGAAUGACGCCUUGGCUAUCCGUGAGAAAACCCUGGGCAAAGACCAUCCUGCGGUGGCAGCGACUUUGAAUAACCUUGCAGUCCUUUAUGGUAAAAGAGGGAAGUACAAAGAAGCAGAGCCAUUGUGUAAAAGAGCUCUGGAAAUCCGAGAAAAGGUUUUGGGGAAGGACCACCCCGACGUUGCCAAGCAGUUGAAUAACUUGGCCUUACUGUGCCAGAACCAGGGCAAGUAUGAAGAGGUCGAGUACUAUUACCAAAGAGCCCUGGAGAUCUACCAGACGAAACUGGGGCCGGACGACCCCAACGUGGCCAAGACGAAAAAUAACCUGGCAUCCUGCUAUCUGAAGCAAGGAAAGUUCAAGCAGGCAGAAACACUGUACAAAGAAAUUCUCACUCGUGCACAUGAACGGGAGUUUGGUUCUGUAGAUGAUGAAAAUAAACCCAUUUGGAUGCAUGCUGAAGAAAGAGAAGAAUGCAAAGGAAAGCAAAAGGAUGGGACAUCUUUUGGAGAGUAUGGCGGCUGGUACAAAGCCUGCAAAGUUGAUAGUCCAACUGUUACAACCACUCUGAAAAACCUCGGGGCACUUUAUAGACGUCAAGGCAAAUUUGAAGCUGCAGAAACAUUAGAAGAAGCUGCCAUGAGGUCUCGCAAACAGGGUCUUGACAAUGUUCACAAACAGAGGGUGGCGGAAGUGCUCAAUGACCCUGAGAACAUGGAGAAGCGCAGGAGCCGCGAGAGCCUCAACGUGGACGUGGUCAAGUACGAGAGUGGCCCUGACGGAGGGGAGGAAGUGAGUAUGAGCGUAGAGUGGAACGGGGAUGGCACUGGAUCUUUAAAACGCAGUGGUUCCUUUAGCAAACUCCGGGCUUCCAUUAGACGCAGCAGUGAGAAGCUGGUUAGGAAGCUGAAGGGAGGAAGUUCACGAGAGAGUGAGCCAAAGAACCCCGGCAUGAAGCGUGCCAGUUCUCUGAAUGUCCUUAACGUGGGUGGCAAGGCUGCUGAAGAUCGCUUCCAAGAACGAAAUAAUUGUCUGGCAGACUCGCGAGCUCUGAGUGCCAGCCACACUGACCUGGCCCACUGAGGGCGGCAGGGCUAGGUAACCUGCCUUGGCGAGUGUGAGACUGCCUCGCCCUGCCACGCCCCUCACUGCCCUGCCCGGAGGCGCCAGCCGCACUCCUUGGCUUUCUUUCCUAGAUAGUGACGUCCACCAACCUUGGAGGUGCCUUUUCAAAAUACCUGGGCGGCCAUGCCCCAGCAUUCUGUUACCCGGCCUGCAGUCCCAGUGCCAGGAGCCACCCCAGCCACCACCCAGCUGGGCUGGCACAGGGAGGCACAGGGGGCGCCAAGGCGGAUUCAGCACGCUGGGGAUUGGCUCCUGCUCACAGACCCUGUUGCAUUUCCUGCCUGCCACCUUUUUGCCAUAACACCAGACUCUCUUUUAAAUUGUAAUAUUGUAGUAAGCCUGUAAAUUGGGUUGGGCGAAGUGGCUCUCGCCUGUAAUCCCAGCACUUUGGGAGGAUGACCUGAGGUUGGGAGUUCAAGAGCAGCCUGACAAACAUGGAGAAACCCUCUCUCUACUGAACAUACAAAAUUAGCUGGGCGUGGUGGUGCGUGCCUGUAAUCCCAGCUACUUGGGAGGCUGAGGCAGGAGAAUCGCUUGAACCCAGGAGGCAGAGUUUGCAGUGAGUCGAGAUCAUACUAUUGCACUCCAGUCUGGAGACAGAGGGAGACUGCGAGACUCUGUCUCAAAAGAAAAAAAGGGCUGUAGAUAAAUCUGGAAAUGUAAAGUACCCCUUCUGAGCACUGUUCUUUCUCCUGGGGGCCCCACGCCCACCCCUUCUGAGCUGUUCUUUCUCCUGGCCCCACGCCCACCCCUUCUGAGCACUGUUCUUUCUCCUGGGGCCCCACGCCCACCCCUUCUGAGCACUGUUGUUUCUCCUGGGGCCCCUCGCCCACCCCUUCUGAGCACUGUUCUUUCUCCUGGGGCCCCACGCCCACCCCUUCUGAGCACUGUUGUUUCUCCUGGGGCCCCUCGCCCACCCCUUCUGAGCACUGUUCUUUCUCCUGGGGCCCCACGCCCACCCCUUCUGAGCACUGUUCUUUCUCCUGGGGGCCCCACGCCCACCCCUUCUGAGCACUGUUCUUUCUCCUGGGGGCCCCUGCACACAAAGCCAUUAGAGAUAUGCCUUUCACUUUUUAAAAGCCUCAGCUUUACAGAAUGAGGUAACAUGGUGGACUCUUGACAGGAACAUUUUCAAAUCAAUGCCGAGGCCAUCUUUCUCAGGGCUGUCCGCAGACUAACCCACAGGUAAGGAGCACACAAAACAGACGCUGAGGUGAGCACUGCUCCAUGCCAGCCUGCUAGGCCGCAGGACGGAGGGGUCUGCGAAAGGCCAGCCUGCAGCUUUCACCUAACAGGGCAGACGGCGGCACAGCAGAGGCUCACACUUGUCGCCUCCAGCCAUUGGUGCUUCCCGUGGGGCAUGGGGCCAAGGGCUGGGGACAGAGCAUCCUGGGGUUUUGUUACAAGGCUAGACUUUAGAAUACCUUUAAAAGUUUCAUGUCAUUUCUUCCCAUCUCGUGUCAAGGACUGCCCUGUUUGGGAAAAGGUGUGUGUUUCCGAGAGACGGGGCUCCAUCUAGUUGUGGGCGAGUGCCUGGCUCGGCAGCUGCCCCGUGGAGCGAGCCCUGUCCCCAAGCUGCCCACCUGUGGCUGUGGCUCCUGACUCCAUUCUUGUAGAUUCUUGGAUCAGGAACUUUCUAAAUUCUACACAGAGAUGUUUUAAAAGAAGUGCGGUGAUUUAAGCCAUUUCCCAUCUGGUGCUCUGAAUUUUUGUCUUCAGAGGAGAGAAGUGGUGGGCCCAGCCAUCCCUGUUCCUUUGUGCUGUCUUUCUGGUGAGGGGAACCCUGUGUGAGUCAGCACCUGUUUCUUCAGAGUUGCUGUCAAAAUAAUCACUGCUUCCCCCACGGCAGCCAUGUAUGCAGCGCAGGGGCCCAGCAGCCAUUGCAUGGGAGGGUCUGGCUCUGCCGGUGUACAGCUUAUCUCUGGGUAGUCUGUGCUGCUGUGACAGAAAGCAGGCCCUGUGACACGGGUGCUUCCCUGAGGCAGCAGCAGUGUGCAGCUCAGGCAUCCUCCGAGGUUGGCGGUGCCCAUGGGUGGCACAGGGGCCCUCUUGUGGGCAGCACUUGGUCUCAUGUUUACAGUAUUGGAGGGAUUCACAUAGUUAUUUCCUGGAAUUUCUGGAAUUAAAAAAAGAUUUCUGUUUGGUCAGAAAGCUGCUAGGAAUAUCAUGUAAUUAGAAAUUCAGUAUUUAUAGUAAGAUAUAUUAAACACUGCUAAGGAGGUAUGGUUACAGUCUAUAACAGGCUUUGCACUAUCAUAACGUUAUGGAAUUUUCCUGGAGGAGGUCAUUAGCUUCUGUUGGCACGCACUCGUGAGCUGUGUGUACACUGUGGUCAGGUUUCUGAGUCCCGUAGAGCACUCACGUCUGACGGCAUCUUGCCGGGGCGCCAGCUGUCUCAGGGCUGACACACAGAUGUGUAUUGUUUACAGUGAGUUCCGCGGCGUGUGGGGAAGAACUUCAGCGGUUUUAAAAUAAUGGUUAGGAAAUGAGGGUCAGGGCAUGUGGUUCCUGAUGGAGGGUCUUCAGGAGAAGACCUGUGGCCCUGGGCAGGGACUGGGCUCCCCAGGGGAUGGUCAGUGCUCCUGGGACUGCCAGGCCAGCCCUUCUGCAGACUUCGUGGUGGGGGGCAGUUCCCUAGGACAGGAAUCUCCGCAGCCCCUUCCCUCCAGGGCAGGAACUGAGGCAGAAUGGGCGGGGCAGGCCUAGCUUCCAGGAGUGUUUUCUCUAUUAAAUGUACCUGUCGUUAAGCUGUGUCUCGUUUUCUCACUGCUGGCAUGUCUUGCCUAGAAAAGCAUUUGGAAUUGCUCAUGUUCAGUUACAGAAAUAAAAUGUUUUGUUUCCUAUUGUAAAAUCGCUA
Molecule: messenger RNA, 5063 nt
Organism: Callithrix jacchus (white-tufted-ear marmoset)
Lineage: Eukaryota; Metazoa; Chordata; Mammalia; Primates; Cebidae
Gene: KLC1
Product: kinesin light chain 1
Biological process (GO): microtubule-based movement
Cellular component (GO): cytoplasm; kinesin complex
Molecular function (GO): kinesin binding
Source: RefSeq, a predicted model, not a curated record